GCCAACAAAACCCAACCAUCAAUAGUUAACGUGCCAGAACCCACGGCCCCUCUUUCGCUAUCAACACCUCGAGUUGGCGAGUUUCUGGCGUAGAAGAGUACCUUACCAUUGACUAAUCCAAUGGCCCGAUUGCUGAGCGCCAAUGCGACUUUAAUGGGGCGUCUCUCUUCCUACACCGUCAUCAAGGAACUGCACAAAGCCGCCGACGAAGGCGCUAUGUACCUUGCUAGGAACCAACGCGAUGAGAAAUGCAUCGUCAAGAGCAUUCGGGGACACUGGCGGCUGCAAAAUGAAGCCGAGAUCGCCAAGCGCUACCAAUCUCAAACUCCGUUCCUUCGCCCCUUGAUUGACGAAAUCCAAGAGCCGGCCGACCCGCCCUCCAUCGUCCUCGGGUACCUAGACAGCGAUAUGCUCACAGAGUCGAACAAGAAAAGGCUAUCGCGUCCCGAGAUCAAACAGGUAGCUAGAUGUAUUCUCGAAGCCCUUCGUGUUUUCCACAAGGAUGGCAUGGUUCAUACCGAUGUCAAGUUGGACAACAUAUUUGUCAACCACGGCCAAGGCGACAACCGCUUCUCCGACAUGGAACUGGGCGACUGCGGCGGUGUGGUAUCUCAGGAGUCCAAAUUUGCAAAAGAAGGCCACAUCAUCGGCGCCGCUUUCACUCGCAGUCCCGAAGCCACGUUCCAACUGCCCUGGAACACCGCCACAGACAUUUGGUCAUUCGGCAACGCUAUCCUCAGCCUCCUAUUCGGCGGCAACUACCACCUCUUCAACCCCCAAAUCGACCGCGUCCCACCGGGACACGACGCUUACGAGUUUACCGUUCUGAAGCGGAUGCACCGGUUCUUUGGGCCGUAUCCACAAUCCUACGAGACCUUCAAUGACCCGGACACCAUUACGAUCAUCAACUUCAUCAAUCACCAAGAGCCUCCGGCAAAGCCAUUUACCAGGGUAACCACGCGGCAAAUCCCCCUGGCAGAUAAGGAGUUCCUCCUAAAAAUCAUGAAACUGGAUCCCCGCGACAGGCCGACUGCGGGAGAGCUACUUGCGGAUGAGUGGUUCACGGAGGAAUCGCAGGAUACGCGAGACCCGCUUCCAGGAGAGGUCAAACAGGACGUCGGACCCGGACAUGCCGGGACCUAGGCCAAACCGAGGCACGGCAGGCACUAGUUGGAGAUGAUGAAAUUGCAUGCAUGUCAUGUAUGUAUGUACAAGGCCGUCGGGUAGCAACAACAACCUCCGAGAGUCCAC
Molecule: messenger RNA, 1251 nt
Organism: Chaetomium fimeti
Lineage: Eukaryota; Fungi; Ascomycota; Sordariomycetes; Sordariales; Chaetomiaceae
Product: kinase-like domain-containing protein
Exons: 3
Coding region: 121-1143 (340 amino acids)
Biological process (GO): protein phosphorylation; intracellular signal transduction
Cellular component (GO): cytoplasm; nucleus
Molecular function (GO): ATP binding; protein serine/threonine kinase activity
Source: RefSeq, a predicted model, not a curated record